Puntigrus tetrazona (Sumatra barb) is the source of this 3105-nucleotide messenger RNA. It is a transcript of the gene cln5, whose product is annotated as CLN5 intracellular trafficking protein. NCBI's taxonomy places the organism in Eukaryota, Metazoa, Chordata, Actinopteri, Cypriniformes, Cyprinidae. The record is from RefSeq and is a predicted model, not a curated record. The transcript has 4 exons. Gene Ontology annotation, cellular component: lysosomal membrane; lysosome. Gene Ontology annotation, biological process: lysosome organization. Gene Ontology annotation, molecular function: hydrolase activity, acting on glycosyl bonds. Bases 152 to 1144 code for a protein of 330 amino acids.
UUUAUUUUGACAGUCCGUAACAAAAACAGCUCGUGACUGACCGGAUGACUUCAUUAAGAGAGUCACGUGAUCAGCGUUCUCUAAAGUAAGGAUGUGAGACAGAAACGAUCAUAUAGACAGCGCAUUAGUGUUUUCGAGAGCCUGCGCUGACAUGAACUAUCGGGUGUACUGGGUUCACGCGGCGGCGCUGCACUGUUGGAUUGUGGGAUCGCUCGCUUCCAGCGUCGGCGGACAGCAGGUCUGGCCAGUGCCUUACAAGCGACUUGACAGGCGUCCAGAUGUUGACCCCUACUGCCAGGCGUUAUACCCGUUCUGCCCGAGCGGGGACCCGGGCGGCCGGAUACCUGCGAUGAGAGACUCGGACGUCGUGUCCGUGUUCAGGCUGCAGACUCCGGUGUGGGAGUUCAAGUACGGGGACGCGCUGGGGAAGCUCCACAUCAUGCACGACGCCGUCGGCUUCGGAAGCGCGCAGACGGGGAGAAACUUCACCGUGGAGUGGUACGAGCUCUUUCAGCUGGGCAACUGCACCUUCCCGCACGAGAGAGCGAGCGUGCGCGCGCCCUUCUGGUGCAACCAGGGAGCCGCGUGCUUCUACGAGGGCAUCGACGACCUGCACUGGAAGCAGAACGGGACGCUGGAGAAGAUCGGGGAGCUUUCAGGCGAGAUGUUCAACGAGGUGGCUCGCUGGGUUCAGGAGGACAACCAAACGGGUGUUUAUUAUGAGACUUGGACGGUUAAGUCAGAUCCCGGUGCAAACGCCACAACAUGGUUCGAGUCCUACGACUGCUCUCAGUUUGUGCACCGCACGUAUAAGACCUUGCUGGAUAUGGGCGCCCAGCUGUCCAGCCCAACGCCCACCUAUUACACCAAGAUCUAUCUGUUCAGCGGAGAGCCGCUCUAUUUGGGAGACGACGCCAUCUUUGAGCAGCCUUCCACGAAAGGCCUGGCCGCAGACAUCAAGAAGUUCUACCACGCGUUUCGCUCUCACCAGUCGGUCGUAGAAAUGAUCGAGAGCUUGCUGGAGGCUUUCGAAAAGACGGUCCUGGAGAAGACCUUCUAUUUCUACUACAACUCUCAAUAUUGGAAGCUGCCUAUGAAAUACCCUUACAUUAAAAUAACCUACGAGGAGAUUUCUUUACCGUAACCACCAUAUUUUUUCCCUAAACAAUAUUAAAGUUAUUUUUGCUACUAAAUAAAAUGACAUUUUUUUUUUAAUGCUUUUUUAUUCCUAUUCCAGAUUUUUCGUAUAAAGCGUUUAAUAAUUUAUACUAACACAAUAAUCCUUUAAUGUUUUAUUGCUGCGACUGCAUUGAUGAAUAAAUGAUCUGUAAAGCAUCCACAAUUUUUCCACACAAUGUUUAUUUGCCCUUAUUUCAAUAAAAGACAAUGUUUUUUACGCACAAACACAAAGAAACAAUGCUUUUAUAUUCGCAAUACAAGCAAUAUGCUCACUUGCUUCAGAAAAAAUAAAAAUAAUCAAAUCAAAUGCAUUUGUCGUGUGUACGUUUUACUCAUUUCCUAUGCUCAGGAUUACACGUUGAUGCAACAAGCUAGUCUAACAAAAAGCUUCUUGUGUCAAAUCGGCAAGCUACGCGCUGCUGACUAAAGAAGAGCUCGUGGAUUUGUGUGUGCGUGUCAACUGCUGGGCUCUGGCUUCCCUUUUCCGAUCAUUUUUAGUAAUAUUUCACUUUCAAAUGCUGAGAGGAAUCGCAGUUCACUUGAUUUAGGCUCUACAACCAUUAGCGAAAGCUAAAACCGCUUUAAAUCCGGAUAACUGGUUCAAAUGAAUCAUGGUUACUGACUUUACAAACAUUAAACCAACAAGGAGCCUCUUACUCAAAGCUCAACUAUCAAUGUAAGCCGAUUAAUAAUAAUAAAAAAUACGCAUCAAUAAAUUACACCGAUCAAAUCUAAUUACAAGGGUACGAAGAUCCAUCAAAGAGUAAUACCCACUCAUCUGAAAGAGAUCAGCACGGGUACACUUCAAACCUCCACAGAGGGCGCGCGAGAAAUAAGUAUUUCUAUUUAUAUCAAACACACAGCAUUUUUAUAUACAGACACGUGGGACUUCCUUCUUAAAGGAAAAUGCUUUCGCUGCUUCACUCCAAUACUGGAUCAUAUUGAACUGAAACCAAGGGGCACAUUUUAACGCAGCCAGACCGUGCAUAUCCAGAGUAAUUCGCAUCCCGUUCGAUUUGCCGUCGCACGACAUUCUUCACGCAAUCUAAUAAAAUCUAACUCAACGCUUCAUUGUAUCCCUUCACCAUUUUCUUCCAAAUUAUAGGACGCCAGUGAGCCGAACACCGAUCCUUUCACCUCCUUCCCCUACGACAUACCCAAGACCGUAAAAACACGCUGUUUUAUCACCCUGCUACACCAAAAUACGAGCCACCUUUAGCUUUCUACUCACCUGAACCACCAAAAACUGAUUCCAAUUUGGUAUAAGGUGCAUAUUAUUCACUAUACAUCUUUGUACAAAAGCACUGCAAUACCAAACCUCUUAUAUUACAAAACGUUCGAAUCGCGUAAAAUAUAGUUCCAUCGACUAUCUACAUAAAGCCGAAAGCCCAACCCUGAUGGUCCUGCGCUACUUUUUAGGUUCAUCUUCGUGUUGGCGAACACAGUGAGAGGCCACUAGUUAGCAAGAGACAACCGCUCUCACUAGUUCUAUGGCUUUUCAUGCCACUAAGAGGAGCCGCUGAAGGCUCCUAGAGAGAGCCUGCCGUUCAAAGCAGAUUCAGAUUGGUCAGUUUAGUCAAAACAAUGCUGGGAUGGGCUCUAACAUCCCCCGCGGACAGGCGUUUGGGUGAAAAAAAGGAUGGUUGGUUGCUUAAACGUUGAGCCACUGAAGACAUACAGAUACACAGCGGGACUAAGAAAGAGUGAAGAGUCUGCUGAGAGCGUCUACAAAGACAGAGAGCCUGUUCAUCUAAAUACACGAGUGAUGAAUAUCUGCAUCGACAUGAACUCAUUUCAGUUGCAGGUUCUUUUCUAGAUUCAAUUUCUCAUUUUUAUCCUGCACGCAACCUGAAAACGUAACUUACAGUAUAUACAUGCCAUGUACGGCGAUCCUUGAUUUAGGUUUAUAAAAGGAAAUGUCAAUAG